Lolium perenne is the source of this 681-nucleotide messenger RNA. RefSeq lists its product as uncharacterized. The record is from RefSeq and is a predicted model, not a curated record. NCBI's taxonomy places the organism in Eukaryota, Viridiplantae, Streptophyta, Magnoliopsida, Poales, Poaceae.
AUGGAGAACUCUAUAUCUGGUAUGAUUGAGGAACAAAACGAGUACGUCGGCUAUAAUUCCGAUGACUCUGAAAUGGAAGAAAAUUUGCAGCACGAAGGCGGCUGGAGCGAAGACGAGUUUGAUGCACAAUUUGACACGCAGCUUGAGUACAACUAUUACGGUGAAUCUGACUUGGACACGGGCCGUACUGAUGAUGUGGAAGGUGCAUCAGUUCCUGAGAAUUCUGUUGACAUGAAUCAGGCGACGCCAAGCGCUAGUCAGCCUGAGAAAACACAGAAAUGUAGCAAUGGCAAUGAACAUCCUGAUAAUAAUCGGGAUUUAUACUGGAUGAUAAAAGAGAUGACUUUUAUUUCUGAAGCAGCAUCAUAUUCUUUCUACAACAGAUAUGCUAAAGAUUAUGUGCUCAGCGUCCGGCUGGACCAGGUUAAGCGGUUUGAUGAUGGAGUAAUUCGGCUAAGGCGUUUUGUGUGUUCUAGAGAAGGCAGACGUCCCAAAAAACAACUGACCACGGAAGGCCGCGUAUAUAGGCUCAGACCUGAGUCUCGCUGCGGCUGCAAGGCACGUUUGGUGGUGAAGUUUGAUGGAAGAACUGGUUUCUGGGUUGUUGAAGAUUUUCGAGACAAACAUAACCAUGACCCAGCUGAACCAUGUCAGACUCCGUUUCUUCGGUCCCAUAUAUAG